This is a messenger RNA of Ailuropoda melanoleuca (giant panda), 827 nucleotides long. RefSeq names its product mitochondrial ribosomal protein S12 (gene MRPS12). NCBI's taxonomy places the organism in Eukaryota, Metazoa, Chordata, Mammalia, Carnivora, Ursidae. Gene Ontology annotation, biological process: translation. The transcript is spliced from 3 exons. Gene Ontology annotation, molecular function: structural constituent of ribosome. Gene Ontology annotation, cellular component: ribosome; small ribosomal subunit. The record is from RefSeq and is a predicted model, not a curated record. The coding region runs from base 108 to 527 and encodes 139 amino acids.
CACGAAAGGCAGAUCCAGCCAAUCCCUGCCGGGAUGGCCUCCGGAAGUGGCUAGAAGCCGGUUCAGCGUGCUGGAGGACCCUGCUACGGGACCCUGCGGGCGGCGGGAUGUCCUGGUUCGGCCUUCUCCGUGGCCUCAACACGUCCCUAAGUUUUGGCCCAGCCCUGGCCCCCCAGCUCCGGGCCGCGCGGCCCAUGGCCACCCUGAACCAGAUGCACCGCCGGGGGCUUCCGAAGCAGCCGCCCCCGCCUCUGGGCCCCACGGCCGGCCGGCCGCAACUGAAGGGAGUCGUGCUGCGCACGUUCAUCCGAAAGCCCAAGAAGCCCAACUCGGCCAACCGCAAGUGCUGCCGCGUGCGGCUCAGCACGGGCCGAGAGGCCGUGUGCUUCAUCCCCGGAGAGGGCCACAGCCUGCAGGAGCACCAUGUCGUGCUGCUGCAGGGCGGCCGCACCCAGGACCUGCCUGGCGUGAAGCUCACUGUGGUGCGUGGCAAGUACGACUGCAGCCACGUGCAGAAGAAGAAGUGACCGCCAGAGCCACGGCGGGCCGGGGUUCACCCUCAGCAAGAACCUUCCUCUCUGGGUGCCUGCAGUAUCCUUGGUCCUGGGUGCAAAUCCUGGCCUGGCCUCUUCCACCUGGAACACUACUUGCCCCCAGGAGUUCUGGGUGUGAAUUAGUAAAAGCACCCCUCUGUCCACACCCUUGCCUUCCGUGUGUACAGCAUGGGCUCGAGAGACCUCUUCUGCUGGGAAGGGCCCUGUAUGGUCCUCUGGUGGGAAGGGGUUGCAAUAAACGCACACACCCGCCCCCCAUGGUUGUGAUGUGAA